Molecule: messenger RNA, 922 nt
Organism: Antechinus flavipes (yellow-footed antechinus)
Lineage: Eukaryota; Metazoa; Chordata; Mammalia; Dasyuromorphia; Dasyuridae
Product: intermembrane lipid transfer protein VPS13C-like
Exons: 4
Coding region: 21-809 (262 amino acids)
Biological process (GO): mitochondrion organization; protein retention in Golgi apparatus; protein targeting to vacuole
Cellular component (GO): extrinsic component of membrane
Source: RefSeq, a predicted model, not a curated record
UUGAUACUCCUGAACAAGACAUGAAAACUCUGAAGCCUUCUGACAUUCAAAAUGUUAGUCUUCAAUUUGAUUUCCACUUUGAGUCUCUCUCACUUGUCCUCUACAACAAUGAUAUAAAUCAGGGUUCUACACUUUCAUUUCACAGUGACCAUUUACGUCUUGGUGAAUUCAGGCUCCAUCUUAUGACUUCAGAGGGACAGAUGUUCAAUGAUGGUUCAUUAAAUAUCUACCUUAAACUGCAAACAUGUACACUUGAUGAUCUUAGAGAAGGUGUUGAAAAAGCUACAUCAAGAAUGAUUGACAAGAAGAAUGGUCAAGAUAAAAAUUCAAUGAUUAAUAUAAAUUACAAGCAAGACAAAAAUGGAAGUCAAAUAGAUGCUGUUCUUGACAAGCUCUUUAUAUGUGCCAGUGUGGAAUUUCUAAUGACUGUGGCAGAUUUUUUUAUCAAAGCUAUUCCCCAAAGUUCAACACCUUCAACUGAAAAAACCACACAGAUUUCAUUAAGACAAACUACUUCAGCAAAAACCAAACCAGAGAGAGAAAGUUCUGGAAGGCCAAAUAUGACUAUAAAGGCAAAGAUAACAGAUCCAGAAGUGGUAUUUGUGGCCAGUUUGGCAAAGGCUGAUGCCCCUGCUCUUACAGCAUCAUUUAAGUGUGAUUUUUGUUUAUCAUCUUCCAAAGUUGAGCAGAAGAUGGUAGUAUCUGUGAAAGACCUUAAAAUGUUAGCCUGCCCUUUUAUCAGAAAAAAAGGAGCAAAAAAUGUUACUACGGUAAGAAUCACUGCUGAUUAUAAUUUUCUGGCUAGGUAACUGCAGAAAUGAGUAAUUAAAAUGAUCAGAUAUAAUUAAUUGUUAUAUUCAAUUAGAAUUGAGUGUUAGCAUGAAUCAGCAUUUUUUUUUUUUUUAAAGAGUACAAACUUAAA